CAAACCCAAGUACUCCAUUACAUUUCAAUUCUCUCAACUCUCAAAUCUAAACAAAAUGGCCCCCAAGAAGGACGAGAAGCCCGCGACCGCCGAGGCUGGCGCCGAGGCCCCUGCCAAGGCUGAGGCCAAGCCCAAGGCCGAGAAGGCCGGCAAGAAGGCCAAGAAGGAGCCUGCCAAGAAGGCCGCCAAGGAGCCCAAGGGCGACGGCGAGAAGAAGGAUAAGAAGAAGAAGAAGAGCGCCGUGGAGACCUACAAGCUGUACAUCUACAAGGUGCUCAAGCAGGUGCACCCCGACACCGGCAUCAGCAGCAAGGCCAUGUCCAUCAUGAACAGCUUCAUCAACGACAUCUUUGAGAAGGUGGCCACUGAGGCCUCCAAGCUGAGCCGCUACAACAAGAAGCCCACCGUGACCUCCCGCGAGAUCCAGACCGCGGUGCGCCUGGUGCUGCCCGGCGAGCUGGCCAAGCACGCGGUGUCGGAGGGCACCAAGGCCGUGACCAAGUUCACCUCGGGCUAAACGCCCUCUGGAUGGAGUCUGGAUGGACACCUGGACACAUACCCCAAAACAAAACUCGGUGUUUCUCAACACCACCUUCACACGCCUGGAACGGGGUGGGGAAAGCGGCUGGGGAGCCGGGCCAUCUGUAUUGACCUGAUGGGCUGCUGAUGUGAUCUCGCUGUAUGCAACAUCAGGGUGCCGUGCCUCGGGGCGGCAUUCAUGCCAUGCACCAUGUGUCAGGCGGUUCCACGUUUGUUGGGGGCUCCUGGGAUCUUAAGGGGCCCGGGAGUCUACGGGGAUCUACCAUAGCGUGUUGGCGUGCACUGUAAACGGCAACAGCA
Molecule: messenger RNA, 840 nt
Organism: Chlamydomonas reinhardtii
Lineage: Eukaryota; Viridiplantae; Chlorophyta; Chlorophyceae; Chlamydomonadales; Chlamydomonadaceae
Exons: 1
Coding region: 56-517 (153 amino acids)
Biological process (GO): nucleosome assembly
Cellular component (GO): nucleosome
Molecular function (GO): structural constituent of chromatin; protein heterodimerization activity; DNA binding
Source: RefSeq, a predicted model, not a curated record